Molecule: messenger RNA, 396 nt
Organism: Macrobrachium nipponense
Lineage: Eukaryota; Metazoa; Arthropoda; Malacostraca; Decapoda; Palaemonidae
Exons: 3
Coding region: 1-396 (131 amino acids)
Source: RefSeq, a predicted model, not a curated record
AUGCCGGUAUUACAAGAUAUGUUAGCACAAUUAGGAGCGGCCAAAAUAUUUUCAUCCUUAGAUCUACUUAGUGGGUAUUGUCAAGUACCUCUAGAUGAUGAAUCCAAGCAAUUCACGGCCUUCAGCACACAUAAAGAACAUUUACAGUUUGAAACUUACUCAGCUUCUAUUGAUAUUGAAGCUCCACCUCCAGGAGGAGUUAUGGCUUCGAAGAGACAGAGACCUCUGGGUGACGAUGCUAUCAAAGCACUUCUCUUCCAAUUUGAGAGUGACUUUGAGGACAACCUGGAGGUUCAGUCUGAAGGUGAGGAAGAGGAAUCAGCUGCCAUCUUUGUUGAGGAGGAGGACGUGGACGACCCGAAUCAGGUACAGGCUGUUGCGUUGGAAGAAGAAUAG